GGCGGUCUCCCGGCUGCGCCGCGGUAUCGAUCACGGUAGCGAAACAUGGCUCGGUUUGUCGCUCGUUUCUCCAAAGUCUUCUUGGGAGGAAACUUUGUCAAGGGCGUCAUUGCUCCGAAGAGUUUUCAGUGGUCACGACGUGUCCAUGCAAAGGCAGGUUUGAGGUCACUGACCCGAUACGAUGAGACAACCGUAAAUGUUGAUUGGCAAAAGAAGCUCACCCCAGAGCAAUACUUCGUCACUCGAGAAAAGGGAACAGAACUGCCUUUCAGUGGAAUCUAUCUGAAUAAUACCGAACAAGGCAUGUACCAUUGUGUCUGCUGUGAUGCUGUGCUUUUCAGCUCUGAAACCAAGUACGAUUCUGGCACUGGUUGGCCUUCAUUCUGGCAAAUCCAUGGCACAGUGGGUGGUGAUGAAUCCAGUACGAAUGCACUAUGUCGCCCAGAUAACUCCAUGGGAUCAACUGGAACUGAAGUUAUUUGCAAAAAGUGUGAUGCACACCUGGGCCAUGUGUUUGAUGAUGGACCGGAACCCACAGGACAUCGAUUUUGCAUCAACAGUGUGGCAUUAAAUUUCAAGCCUGAAAAAAUACAGUGAUUUCCAAAGCAAUAAGUUACUAUUGUUACAUAAUACUUUGUUUAACUUGAGUUGAGUUUCUAGUCCCAUGAUAUAUAAAUGGGUGCAGAAGUGCUUUCAUUGUAAAUUAUCUGUUUGCUGCAUUUAGUCAAAUUUUCAUUGUAUUUGAAGAGCAAAUUCUACAGUGUUUUUGCCCAUAUUGCCUAUUCUAUAAAGUUCAAGCAAAGACCCACCCAUUUUUAUGUAAGAAAAUGUUAAGUUAAUAUUGAUUUUGUUUCUGCAAAAUUAAUUAUUUACAGUUUGCAGAUUUUAAAUGCACAUAGAUAAUACACUAUCUUUUGAAAUCCAUUCCCAUGUAGAAUGCUAACUUUUCUCUACUGGAUGGUUCUAGAUUUAUUUUUGUUCCUAGACUUUUUUUUAUUUUCCUUUUAUUUUCUGCUGUGAUUUACCACUAGUUAUUCAGCUGCAAUGACCCAACUUUCAUAAAUCACGUAAAUGCAGGUGUAAUUCAUGCAUUGACAUUUGUUGAUUUAACCACAUUUCUGUGCACUAUUCAAAAGGCCAAACAUAAAUUAGAUUUCGUGUAUCCAAACACAUUUAUCUGCAUGUCUUGUCCUGGUUCUAGAGGACUAGCGAUUUUGAAAGCUGCAAAUCAAUUGCUAAAGGAUAAUUAUACAAUUUAUAAUGGAAUAAAUAUAAAAAUCAGUUUUGGUUGACUAUACAUAUUUAUUUCCAUGAUUCAGGAAUGUCAUUUAAUA
Mobula hypostoma (lesser devil ray) is the source of this 1334-nucleotide messenger RNA. RefSeq names its product methionine sulfoxide reductase B2 (gene msrb2). Bases 46 to 597 code for a protein of 183 amino acids. Gene Ontology annotation, biological process: protein repair; response to oxidative stress. NCBI's taxonomy places the organism in Eukaryota, Metazoa, Chordata, Chondrichthyes, Myliobatiformes, Myliobatidae. Gene Ontology annotation, cellular component: cytoplasm. The record is from RefSeq and is a predicted model, not a curated record. The transcript is spliced from 5 exons. Gene Ontology annotation, molecular function: peptide-methionine (R)-S-oxide reductase activity.